This is a messenger RNA of Diorhabda carinulata, 1393 nucleotides long. Its product is annotated as zinc finger protein OZF-like. Gene Ontology annotation, molecular function: zinc ion binding; RNA polymerase II cis-regulatory region sequence-specific DNA binding; DNA-binding transcription factor activity, RNA polymerase II-specific. The transcript is spliced from 7 exons. Lineage: Eukaryota; Metazoa; Arthropoda; Insecta; Coleoptera; Chrysomelidae. Gene Ontology annotation, cellular component: nucleus. The coding region runs from base 106 to 1377 and encodes 423 amino acids. The record is from RefSeq and is a predicted model, not a curated record. Gene Ontology annotation, biological process: regulation of transcription by RNA polymerase II.
ACUCGUAAAUGUUAAACUGAGUAAAUUAUCCAUCAUCUAUACGAUAGAAAAAACGAAGACUUUUUUUGGUUAUAAUGGUUAGGAAAUUAAUUUUUGUUUAUAAAUAUGAAUAAAUGUCGUUUUUGUUUAUGCGAUUUGAAUAAUCAAUUACCAAAUGUUUCCAGUGAUUACCUCCGAAAUAAAAUAACAAAAAUUGGUAUAAAGAUAUCUUCAAAUAUUCCUUUAGUGAUAUGUGAUGGUUGUUUACUUUUUAUUGAGAAAAUCGAUGAUUUUUUUGAGACUGUUUACAAAUCAGAAAUAGUUUUAAGUAGUCUAUAUAACAGUACCACAAAUGUUUCAAGCAGUUCGGAUUUAUCAAAUAGCAACAAUGAUAUCAAUUAUACAGAAGAAAUAAAAAAUUCAAAAAAUGGCAUUAAUAAUAAAAUAUCUCAAGAGGUGGUUGAUCAUGAUGAAUCAAUUUCAGAAACACGUGAAAUUAAAGAGAAGAAUGUUUUCCAAUGUAUAAAAGAAAAUCAGUUAUAUACAUGUGAAAUUUGUUCAGAGAAAUUUGAUGAUUUUUUCAAUUAUCAAGACCAUCAAGAAACUCAUAACGGACAAUUUGUAUUUCAUUGUUCCAAAUGUAACAAGGUAUUUUCAAGUAGGAGUGAAAUUGUUCAGCAUGAAAAUAAUCACAAAGUCUCUUGUGUUAUUUGUCGGACUGAAGUUUUGCCCAAAAGUUUGGAUGCCCAUAUGAUAAAACAUACAGAUAUUUUUAAAUGUAGCACAUGUGGCUCGAGACAUUCAUCACGAGCUGCUUUAGAAAAUCACUUUAAAGCUCGACACGCUGGUCUUAAAGGAUAUAUCUGUCAUAUGUGUGGUAAACAAAACAGUUGUCAAGCCUCUAUGAAUCGUCAUCUUGCAACUCAUCUUCAAAUUCGACCGUUCAAGUGUAAAAUGUGCAAUUUUGCUACAAAAUCUAAAACUAUUUUGAGUGUACAUGUAUCUAGGAAACAUUCAAAUGAAAAAUGUAAUUGUGAAAUUUGUGGAAAAUUAUUUAAAUCCAAGUUCAGCUUAAAACAGCAUAAAAAAAGGAUACACUCUCCCAAAAAGUUUGUUUGCAAACAAUGCGGAAAGUCUUUUAGCGAAAAAUUCAAUUGGAAUCAACACAUGAUUAAAAAACAUUCAAAAGAAAGAGUCUAUGAAUGUAGAGUAUGUCAUCAAGAAUUUUUCACUUCUAAUAAUUUAAAAAAUCAUAUGCAUGUUCAUAGAACAGGUUGUGUAAAUUGUUUCAAAUGUGGUAAGGUGUUCAUAUAUAAAAAAUAUUUGGAAAAACAUUUGAUGAAAUGUCAGGGUGUAAAAAUCAAAACUGAAACUGUUAAUGUUACUGUUGUUAAAUAAAUGAAUAAUAAGAAUA